This is a messenger RNA of Porites lobata, 6754 nucleotides long. Lineage: Eukaryota; Metazoa; Cnidaria; Anthozoa; Scleractinia; Poritidae. The record is from the annotation of a GenBank genome assembly.
CUUUCACGGUAAUGGCACAGAACAACAAUCUUUUAGUAGCAAGAGCUCUUGGUAAGAGAAAAAAAUAGAUUUUAUAGCAUCUAAUAACAAUGAAUUUGAAUUUUAAGACUGGCAUGUCUAGAAGACUAUUUAAUGGUGGAUUGAAUUGGCACAUUCAGUUCUCUUUGAACCGAGAACAAAUAACUUUCCCAAAAAUACGUGUAUUAUUAUAAUUCUUGUGUUUCUUCGGGCAUUGGACUUAAAUAUCCAUUAUAAAUUCUACUGAUUUUGUUAAAAUACACACUUUUGAUGAUUUUUAGCCUAUAAAACCUCAGAAUGCAAGGCCAAUUACACACAUUCUUCAAACAAGCCUGGCUCGUUUUACUCGUUUGCUCUGUCAUAUCAUACAAGCAAGUUCUCCACUGCCGAACUGGACAGGCUAUCACAUACAUUCUCUCCUCGUUAUUUGUAUUCACUGACCUGAGCCACCAACGCUCAUCAUUCAAACAAUUCAUCCCUUGUUCUUGUCACUCGCCGAGAAGCCACCAAAGCUAAGCGCCCAGAAUGGCCCCAUGUCGUGUGUAGUUACUCUCUUUUUAACAUUUCUUUCUAGCUUCCUCAGUGAAAACACUCUUAGGACCAAAUAACAGGUAAAUACUUCAUUAAUUCUUACUGAAAGGUAUUAAUUGUGUGACUACAUAGCUACUCAAAGCUUAUCUUCCAUGUGCUCAGUUAUUGGGAACUGCUCAAAGAACACAGCACAGGAAAAAUGGGAAACUACUUGUUGGGAAGAAAAAUAAAACAUUCUCCAAUGCCAGUCAAAAUGUUUUACAGUAGUAGGCAGGAUAACCACAGAAGCAGGCAGCAGGCCUAAAUUUGUGUGGUUGUUAUUUAAUAUUACUAAACUGGAGAGUUGAUUAGACGUCAAUGAAAUAUUCCAGUGAAAACAUCAAAAUUACCGCUUGAUGGCUCAUUUUGACUCGGCUGCUCUCCUAGAUCUCUUUCUCUUUCUUUCCUCUCUUUGCUACUCAUUUUGUGCCCAUCUCUGCUAUCAGGAUACCUGGUAGAUACCUAAAGCAUGUUGGACAAUAGUGUGUGACAUGAUAUUGCCCAAGGAGACUCAAAAUGACAAUGAUAAUGAUGAUGUUCAGCUAUAAACUGAUCAAAAAAGGAGGUGCUCAGUUAAUUAGAGCCAAGUGGUCAGAGUGCUGGCAAUCUGGAGGUCCAAAGUUGAAUAUCCAUCCAGACUGAUACUGGCCAAUGGUUUGUGUCCUGCCAGUUGGGAUUCUUAAACUUGGUUUGUUUCACUUGAAAUAUUUGUCUCAGUUCUGUGUUCCUAGUGGAUCCUGUGCUGCUUCCUCCUUUUUGUUUAUCUGUCUUGUGUUUCUGUCUUUAAUUUGCCAUUUGUUUUUUUUUUAAAUUUGCUGAUGAAAUAAAUCAGUAAUCAUGAAGAUUAAAAAAAAUGAAUUGUAAAGUGUGAGCCUUGAGUCAGAAUCCUAGUGCCUCUUUUUUUGUGGGAUUUUAAGAUGCAUAACAACUGAUCAGUAAUUAAAUUUUCAGACCCUGUGCCCCCAUGGUCUGCCUGUUGUAAAUUAGAAGCAAUUCCUUUUCUUUCCAGUUCUAAAUGCUGUACUGACAGUGAUGGCAAUACUGUUAUCUGUAGCAGCGCGUCCAAGCUUUUGCAGCUUGUUGAUGUCCAGGUUGGAAGUUCAGUAUCUGUUUUUUAAUAUUAGAUUAAUACCUUCAGACAUGCCUUCAGUUCAAAACCUUUUCAAAUUUCUGGUACAUGAUGUAUAUACUGUCUUUAAGGGGGGUGUAUAAUACAAGUAAAUUUAUACCAACAUUAUUCAGUGAACUCUCUCAACCAAACAUAUAACUGAGUAUGUAAAGCAUUAGAGAGUGAAUUUCUUUCAAUUCUUUACAAGUGAAUUUUACACGUGAGACUGGUAUAUUUUCUAGGUUUUACCCUUUUUUUCCUUUUUGGUUUUUAACCUAAUUAUAAGAAUUCUGGCAGGGAGGGAAAACAUUUUUCUUUACCACUGAACAUUUCUUAGCUCUAAGCUGGAGUCAUAAUGACCUCUUGCAGAAAUUCCUAGGAGUCAUGGGUAGAUUUUUUGGCAUAAAAAUGCCAAAAUUGUAAAUCCUGCCUUUCUAAGACAGAGAGUAAUGAAGUUGUCUUUUUGUGUUCUCUUUAGUUCAGGAGGCUGUACAUUAUAAUAUCAAUUUUUGUUAUCAUCUCUGUUUUUAGCAUCCAGCUGGGUUUGUUAUCAAUGAUGCUUGCCAGGGUCAGUAUAAGAAGUAUGGAACAAACUGUAAGACUCUUGUCUGUAUGGCUGGCUUCUGGAGUAAGGCUGCACAAGACUUGCAAGAUCAGGUGAGGGACUGAAAAUAAAUAAUGGCAGGGUAACUGUCUGUUUUAGUGUUUUAAAUGUACAGUUAGGCCUUUACGGUAUAUGUGUUAAUGUUGAAGGGACAAUAAAGCAGUUCUAAGGAGUAAAGGAAAAAACAAAACAAAACAUAAAAACCCCAAAGAGACAAAAGGAUAACAUGUAUUUUUAACAGAACAGGAAGUGGAGUUUUAAGAGCAAAUGUGUUUUAAACUAAAGACAGACAUUUGUUACUGAAAUAAGGUUUUGAUUAAGGCUCUACUCUCACAUCCUCACUCUGUUAUUGUUUACCAAGAAAGCAACUGAGAAGGAAGGAAUAAACGGAAAGGAAAAUGGGACUGGGAAGUUAAACCCAUUUGUCAUUUCCACUAUGUUUCGUAGGGUGCAAUCAUCGAAGCCUUAUUUUUCUGUUGAUGUCGUGGUUAUUUUGUUUUUGCAUAUUAAUUUUAUUGCAACUUUGUAUGUAAAUUGAUUCUGUAAUAGUAUAUAUAUUUUUUGCUGCAGAGGGUGAGAGUUAAUUUAUAGUGAUAAAUUUAAUCUCCACAGUGCCUGUCUUCUGCCCUCGUAACAAGUCUCUUUCAAUAUCAUUAUCUACCAUACUGCCUUAUUCUUUAGGGUGUUCCCUGUCCAAUCAUCGUCCAGCUUUUUGAUGACGCCCUUGAAGCUUGUGAGGAUGUUUGUCAAGAAUUGUCGCUUCCACUUAUGGAAGCCUUACGAGAUCCCCAUAAUGCCCAACAGACUGCUGAAAAUGUACAUACUGUCAGAGUGCGUGAAAAUGCCACAGGUUCUGCAACGGGUGACGGUGAUUUAGGUGGUGAGUCAGGCAAGGUUUGUGUUGUUGGUGAGGGUGGUGGACAUGCUGAUAGAAACUCUGAUGGGGAGGAUGAUAAUAUUUCAUGGUAUUUUGAUGGUCAUAUUCCAGGGCCUGAUGGUCAUGUCCCAGGGAUAGAUGAUGUUGCUCAGGGGUUAAGUGACCAUAUCCCUGGGGUUAUAAAUCAUAUCCCAGGGAUAGAUAAUCUUGCCCAGGGGGUAAAUGUCCACAUCCCACAAGUGAUAAGUCAUCUCCCAGGCGCCAAUGGGAUUGUGGACAUGGAAAAUGUGGAUGAUUCACACUCAGUCUCAAAGACACUACUUCACAGCAAGGUACCGAAACGAAAAUGGGCUAGCAAGAAAGAUGAUCUUUCUCCUGACUUAAGCAGUGUUGACUGGGUGGUCAGUAGCGAAAAGAGCCAUGGAAGGAUAUUGCCUGAAGUAGAAUACAGUAGCUUAAUGGAUUGCUUGAGAGACAGAAGUAGACAUGUCACGCGUAUGACGUCGACUUCGGGUAACUGUGACAGCUUAGAUAAAGUACAGAAAAUUACGGAUAAAGAUGCAUUCGUGGGUGAAAGGGAAAACAGAGAAAGGUUGUCAAACUCAAGAAAAAAGGUUUAUGGAAAACCGCUUACAAAAACUGCACAGCAUAUGGGAUGCAUAAGUACUGCUUUAUAUCCAAAAAGCGCAAGCAAAGACGACGAGGAAGAUGAAUUUGAAGCGUCUUUUGUGGAAGCUGUUUCAAAUUCGAGCAAAAGCACUCUUCACUCAUAUUCUCAGGGUCUUCUUUUCAAUAACACCUCAGGAUCAGAACUGAAAAAUCUUGGAAAUGAAGUAACAAAACUAUCAGUAGAAGAGAAGCGUAAUGAUAACUCCUUUACCGUCGGUGAGAGUAAAUCAAUUGCAGCCGAGGCACGAGAAAAAGAAACAGGCCCAAACGUUCAAUCCAAGCCAAAAUCUUCAAGGAGUGUUAAGACGAAGCUUCUGGAUUCACAACAGCUGCCUUCUUCAGGACGCACGGACAAAGAAAUUACUGACAGAUUGCUUUUUUUGGUGACGCAGAAGCUAGAGAGCAAGGGAAAGGCAGCUAGAACACAGUUCAAAUUGUCUGAAAUUUAUAAAGGAAGUCGACAUUUUAUAAGCAGUUCAGAGGAGUCAGUUCUAGCGGCGUCGUCUUCUUCGAGAAUGACUCGUUUAAACCAAACUACAGACAUUUUGCCGCAUGGAGAUUUCUCAGCAAAAAGUUCAACCGAUAAACAAGGGCGGACAGGAGUACAAAAUAUGGUGCUGUCAACGCCAUUAAGACCUAAUCUAUCAGAAGAAAAAUCAGAAAACGUUUUAAACGGAAAAACAACUGUACAGUCAACGACUAGGACCUUUCAACCAGGAAAAGUAGAUUCUCAAUACUCAACUUUUGCGAAAAAAUUUCUUGAAAAAAACACAAGUCAGUCAGAAACGACUUCAGAUUCCAAAGAGAAGGAAAAAUGUUUGGGUAGUAACGAGGAGUUAUUAACACGUCUUGGUGAUCGCAUGGCUCAUGGGAAACAGCUAGAAAUGAAACUAGCAGUGGAAAUUAUCACUUCUCUCAUUAACUCUUCAGGUAAAGCUUCGCUCCAAGAAUUCGAGAUUCAUUUGAAUAUGAUUCACACAGAGCUGAUCUUUGGUCCACCAAGUUCUUUUUCCCAAACAGUCGAUGGUCUGUUACUGGAAAACACAACUAAAUUUCAAUUUUCAACUAUUGUAUCAGGCUCCCAACGUUUCAUCGCGUUAGUUAAUGGUGACGUCACAGCGGAUUUUCGCCAUACUGGCUUAAACAAAGAAGUACAGAUUCACAGAAUUAUUGAGCACAAAGAAUUUAAAGACACUUUUUCCACUCAGGAGGAAUAUUGGAAUCAACGUAAUACAAGCUCUCUUAGGGACCAUAAAAUUGGGGUCCUUGUCGCUAAAGGAAUCGUUCAAGAUUCUAUCCUAGACUAUUGUUUGUCCCAUAACAUUGUAGUUCUCCAAAACGUAGCAUAUCCAACUCUUCAACUUCUCUCCUUUGCUACCGGCUCCGUCAUGGUGACGUAUUUGGCUGAUUUGAGGGAGAAGGAUAUCGGAAGGCCCGUUACCAUAGAUACCUGGGAGCUUGGCUGGACACCUUUAGUAGUGAGACAAAGCAAGGUGGAAAGUGGUAAUUCUUGCGACGUCAGGAAACUACAGUUUGUGCUUAUAAAAGAAUUCAAAAUAGAAAAUGGUACCUUUGAAGGUAAGCUCGCGUUCGGUUAUGACACUAUGACUCUUAAGUUCAGAACUCAGUCAACAAUUACGCCUUUGCCGCAGUCAUUAGGGGAGGGAUAUUAUUAAAAAUUAGAUUGCCGAGAGUCUUCUGAUAAUAAAGUCACAUAUGUAACACGCAUCCCGCAAAAAAUGGCGAGUAAAAAGCUUGCCCAGUCGCUAAACGUCAUAAUUCCACGCGACUUAUUUAUUUCGGCCUACGUGGUUUGAGUGCACGUCACCGAAAUGCAUGACCGCGAAAGGUCUGGAAAGUCACCGCACUGGGACCAGGCAAACAGUAAGCGGUUGUCAGAAAUAACACUGAGUUCAAAUUAACAAACGUCUCUACAUGUAUCUUUGUCAUAAGAAAGAGCACUAGUAUUUGAUAUACUAAGAUAUACGAAAGACCACUCGUAAGGUCAUGGUGAAACUGUGAUAAAUUCAUUACUGUGAAAGAGUGAAAUUAAGCGAUAUUAACUCUAUUAAUUCUCUCAAAAGAUAUUAACAGCCCGCUUCAAACUGUGCUACUCUGUGGUCCAUGUAAAGAUCAUGUCUGUGACGCAGAACACCGCUUCUGGAAUUCUAUUCAUCGCUUGAAGAACGCCCUCGCUUGUGGCCGAGUGCUGCCUGGGGCCGGAGCACCGGAAAUUGCUUGUAUUCGACGACUGAAUAAAUUAGCAGGUUCGUAUAGCUACCAGUCUCCUGCGAAACACCGCAGAAACCAGCGACUCCUUUUGCUGCACAACCUGAUUUAGGGGGGCGGUUUAUGAGGCAACUGAUUUGUUCUUGUUUUCACAGGUCAACAGAAGUCACGCAGUUCUCUACCAGGAUGGUUGGACGGGAGCUUGGAAGUUUUUAGGCCGUUGGUGUACUCUGCAUUUGCUGAGGGAUUUAAAGACUAUUUAGGAAGUGUCGUUCAUAAUUCAGGAACAUUAACCAUACCCUCCGGAGUUUCAGCCUAUAUUGAGGAAUUAAUUACCGCGGGAUUCUCUUUAGACUUUCUAUUAAAUACUGAGGAGGAGAAAUCGGUGAACACCCUGAAUGAUAUCGAGGCACAAAACGCGUGCGGACACCCGAGAGCUAAUGUCAAAGAUUUCGCCGCGGCGUCCGGUUCCAUGACUGGCGCUAAAGCGGGAGUAGGGGCUCCGAUUCACUCUGGAAAAUUAUUCCAUAAGGUAGAAAUACCGCUUGUAUGGGAUGAUUAUUCCGCAAAGAGAGAAGCAUGGAAAAGAGCUCUUGGUGUCGUAAGAAUACUGUUACAAUCGGACAAGUUGAUCAAGACUGGGCUGGAAAGCAAUUCUCUUGAAGCGGAUAUAUUAUGA